CUCUGUGGGCUUCACCGAUCUCUGCUGUCGCUGACCCUGGAUUAUUUGGCAUCUGUCAGUUGAGACAGCAUGAAGGGCAGAUUUUGGUUAAUCUUUCCUUGCUGUUUGUUACUUCUGAAUCUUCUAACAGGAGGCACCUGUUCAGAGGCAGAGCAUAAGCUCUUCUCUGUGAUAUUCUCCAAGUAUAACCAAUACAUAAGACCAGUGGAAAAUGUGUCCGACCCAGUCAUUGUGCAGUUUGAGGUGUCUAUGUCACAGCUGGUCAAAGUGGAUGAAGUCAAUCAGAUCAUGGAGACCAAUCUGUGGCUGAGGCAUAUCUGGAAUGACUAUAAACUCAAAUGGAACCCAAAAGAAUUUGGAGGGGUUGAGUUUAUACGGGUACCGUCCAGCAGGAUAUGGAAGCCAGACAUUGUCCUAUACAACAAUGCAGUUGGAGAUUUUCAGGUUGAUGACAAAACAAAGGCGCUGCUCCGCUACAAUGGGGAUGUUACAUGGAUCCCUCCUGCAAUAUUCAAGAGCUCUUGCAAGAUAGACGUCACCUACUUCCCUUUCGACUACCAGAACUGCACAAUGAAGUUUGGCUCUUGGACGUACGAUAAAGCUAAGAUUGACCUGGUGCUGAUUGGCUCUACUAUCAACCUUAAGGACUUCUGGGAGACGGGGGAGUGGAUGAUAAUUGACGCACCAGGCUACAAACACGACAUUAAGUACAACUGCUGUGAGGAGAUCUACACAGAUAUCACAUAUUCGUUGUACAUCCGACGUUUGCCUCUAUUCUACACCAUCAACAUGAUCAUCCCCUGCCUGCUCAUCUCCUUCCUCACGGUGCUCGUCUUCUAUCUGCCCUCUGACUGUGGUGAGAAAGUCACCUUGUGCAUCUCUGUCCUGCUGUCUUUGACUGUCUUCCUCCUCGUCAUAACAGAGACCAUCCCUUCCACCUCACUCGUAAUUCCCCUGAUCGGCGAGUACCUCCUCUUCACCAUGAUUUUCGUCACCCUCUCUAUCGUCAUCACAGUUUUUGUGUUGAAUGUCCAUUACCGCACGCCAAAGACGCACACCAUGCCCUGUUGGGUACGGAAUGUGUUUCUCGGACUGCUACCCAGAGUGAUGUUCAUGACCAGGCCAGAGAGGGACCCCAAGAAGGUGGCUGUGGCUGCCAGUGUUCAAGCGGUGCAUUUGAGACCCUGUGCUGUUCAUUCGUCAGGCGCCCUACAGAAGCAGCAUAAGCCUCAGGCUCUGGCCUCCAGCAUGGUGUCCAGCCUUACAUCUCGCCAGCACCAUUUUAACAACACAGAGCUCUCCAAUCUUAAUAAUUUAAGCGGAGACUCAACCAAAUGUGCAGGCUCGGGCUUCUUGUGCCGCGAAGGGCGCUGCAACUGUUGCUGGCAAAAAAGAUCUGGCAAACUGCCUUCAGACUCUGGAGGAGGGAGCGGAGGACUUGGCAGCCUGGGGACCUUGACCAGAGCCAGUGCCUUAGGUGGUGGAGAGGAGAGUCAGUGCUCUAGCUCUGAGUCUCUGGAUGGAGGAAUAAUGUCCCUUUUGCCGCUCUCCCCUGAGGUCAGGGAAGCCAUUGAGAGCGUUAAAUACAUAGCCGAGAACAUGAGAUUGCAGAACGAAGCAAAAGAGGUUCAAGAUGACUGGAAGUACGUAGCUAUGGUUAUUGACAGGAUCUUCCUGUGGGUGUUUGUCCUCGUGUGUAUCCUGGGAACAGCUGGCCUCUUCCUCCAGCCUCUAUUACUUGGAGAGGACGUUUAAUUCACUUUCAGGAAAAUAUCCCGCACAGAACCUGUGGCACAGGUAACAGGUUAAAAAAAAGUGAACUGAGAAGAAACAUUAAGCGAGUACAAAGAGAAAAACAGUAAUUGGGACCCUGAUUUUUGUUUGUCUGUUUUCUUGUCCAGUGGUUUGUUGGCUGGAAUAGUUUGUUGGCUAAUUCAUGUUGAACAGACUCUGAUUUAAAAGGAAAUGCCACAAAUUGUAUUGUAUGGGCAUCCAUCACCCGGACACACCGGUGAAGAAAAAAGAGCUGGCAUACUUAAUACACAGUGUGGCUAUCUUUGUUCUUUUUGGUUUUGGUCUUCAUUCUAACAAUAUUCUGUCAAUAAAUGCUGUCUGAAGCUAUCUUAUACACAGGUAGGCUCAGCUGGCUAAACCAAUGAUACAACUGAUGUUUUAGCUGUCCAAUAAUUCUCACAAAUGUACACAAACAUAUGUCCUGUAUGCCACAUGAGCUGAAAGCAAAAAGUCAAGGUAAACUCUGAAAGAUUAACUUAAAAAUUAAAUAUUCACAGCAGAAAUACCCUUAAAACUAGAAAAAGGUGCUUGCAUAUAGUAUCAAUCAUUCUUAAUAGGAUAUUGUGUGUAAUUAUAGGACAAAUCUGAUACGGAGUCUGACAUCUUGUGGAUCCUCAUAAUCAUUGUUUACACUCUUGCUUGUGAUAUCUAAGCAAAAGUUUGUCAGUUUGGUUGAUUGUUUUCAUUUAACAUUGUGUGGACCAUCUCUUCAAUUAAUUUUAGAAAUGCUGGGUGGUACGGUGGUGUGGUGAUGAGCACUGUCUCCUCACAGGAACAGGGCCCAGGCUUGGGAGCCUUUUCAUGUGUCUGUCUUGUAUGUCUCUGUGUAGCCCUAUCCAGGGUGUACCCCAACUCUUGCAGAAUGGGUUAGGCUCUUUAUUUUGUUCAAACAUCUCAGCAGGCAUCCGUCCAACCUGUAAUGUUUCUUUGAUUUUUUGUGAAGAUCUUGGUGUUUAUCUCGAUGCCAUUUUCUGGGGUUCAAGUAUUAAAGUGUAUACUGGUCUGGGAAAUAUUCAGGCUUCUCCUAACAUAUGCAGAUGUUUUGCAUUGUAGCCAUUUGGCAGUUGCCAAAAUGUGUAUUAUUACAAGAUGUUUUCACUAAGCCCUAAGGUGUCCAGUGUCUAGUCACUCUGAACAGAGUAAAAAAUAAAUAAACCAGAGCC
Menidia menidia (Atlantic silverside) is the source of this 2957-nucleotide messenger RNA. NCBI's taxonomy places the organism in Eukaryota, Metazoa, Chordata, Actinopteri, Atheriniformes, Atherinopsidae. The record is from the annotation of a GenBank genome assembly.